AUGUCAUCUCUUAGUUCUUCCUCAACAUUCAGAUCCAAGCGUUACAGCAACUAUAGCCGACGAUCCUCGGGUGACCCCUGCUUCGAUCAAUACAUAGACGCAGCACGGAAUUUAUUUGAGGAAGAAAUGGAAAAAUCCUCUUUCAGGAAUGGUCAUUUUGUAAGGCCUAGAAAUGAAUCCUUUGGAUACACAGGACGUCAGGAUUUCCUGGUCUUCUAUGAAACUGCCUUGUCAGCUAAACAGACUGAAGGAGAGUUAAAAUUUAAGAAAGCUUUAAGAACUCUGUCCAGUGCUCCAGUAUCUGGGCGUCCAGGGAGCCUUGGAAACGUCAGAACUAUUGGGGAUACUUAUCAAGUUACAGCUGAUGUCAGUCAGUUUGAUCCAGAAGAGAUCAUUGUCACCAUGUACAACUACCACAUAGUCAUCAAAGCAGAAAAGGUCCAAGUGGAUGAAGAUGGAACCAUCAUAAAUACCUUCACUCAUAAGUGUCAGCUCCCUGAAGACAUGGACCCUCUGUCUGUGAGCUGUUCACGGACCGAUGUUGGUAUUCUGACAAUCAAUGUCAGAAGGAAUCCAUUGAAACAAGCAGAAUCUCCACAACCAGUUUACAGGAGUGAAGUUCAGUUGUAG
Pristis pectinata (smalltooth sawfish) is the source of this 630-nucleotide messenger RNA. RefSeq names its product heat shock protein beta-7-like. Lineage: Eukaryota; Metazoa; Chordata; Chondrichthyes; Rhinopristiformes; Pristidae. The transcript has 4 exons. Bases 1 to 630 code for a protein of 209 amino acids. The record is from RefSeq and is a predicted model, not a curated record.